Poecilia reticulata (guppy) is the source of this 2573-nucleotide messenger RNA. RefSeq names its product alpha-1A adrenergic receptor. Gene Ontology annotation, cellular component: plasma membrane. The record is from RefSeq and is a predicted model, not a curated record. Lineage: Eukaryota; Metazoa; Chordata; Actinopteri; Cyprinodontiformes; Poeciliidae. Gene Ontology annotation, molecular function: alpha1-adrenergic receptor activity. Gene Ontology annotation, biological process: positive regulation of cytosolic calcium ion concentration; regulation of vasoconstriction; phospholipase C-activating G protein-coupled receptor signaling pathway.
GUACAUGUCACUACCAGCAUAAAGGCAGCCAAGUUGUUCAGGUCUAGCUAUAAAAUCGCGAAGCUAUUGCAACAAAUAAUAUUUUUGCCCUGAAAACGCAAAAAAUAAUUUGCACCGCAACAUACAAACUUUUUUAACUGAAUUGCAUGGUUACAAUUAUGAAGAGUCACUGUCUUUGUGCUGUGCGUCAUGCGCACUCUGUCGCCUCGCUUUGGGUAUGUUUGGUCAGUUUGUGGCAGCGCUGUGUGAGGGAGAGGAGGAGAGGAGGCAGGAGAUGACUGCCACAGCCCUCACUUCUCCACUGAACCCCCAUGAAUGUGGAGGGAGAGGGACUGCCUGCGAACAGAUCGGCUGCGCAAUGGACUGAUGUGGACUCGUGGUUCGGCGCUUUUUGAAAGAACCAUGCGGACGUAGGGAAGUUUGAGCACUUGCGCGCAGUACAGACUCUUUAGUUAUAGUGAUAGAAAGCCUGCUAUGGAGCACGUCGUGACUCAAAAUGAGUUUGAGCACUGACGAUGUAACAAACUUGUGGAAAAAUGGUUCCUCGGACCUCGAGUGGGACUCUGUGCAGUUCAACUCCACCAACAGCUCCAGGACGAACCACACCGAGUUCAGCGAGCUGGACCUCACCCGCGCCGCCCUGCUCGGCUUGGUGCUGGGGGCUUUCAUCGUGUUUGCCAUCGUGGGCAACAUCCUCGUCAUUCUGUCCGUGGUGUGCAACAGGCACCUGCGGACCCCCACCAACUACUUCAUCCUUAACCUGGCCAUGGCCGACCUGCUGCUGGGCACCACGGUGCUGCCGGUUUCUGCCACCCUGGAGAUCCUGGACUACUGGGUGUUCGGCCGGAUCUUCUGUGACAUCUGGGCUGCGCUGGACGUGCUGUGCUGUACGGCGUCCAUCAUGAGCCUGUGCGUAAUAUCCAUCGACCGCUACAUCGGAGUGAGCUACCCGCUGCAGUACCCGGGUAUUGUGACGGAGAAGCGGGCUCUGCUGGCCAUGCUCGGGGUCUGGGUGCUCUCGGUGGUCAUCUCCAUCGGACCGCUGUUCGGCUGGAAGCAGCCGCCGGCGCCGGACGACACGGUGUGCCUCAUCACAGAGGAGCCGUUUUACGCGCUCUUCUCCUCUCUCGGCUCCUUCUACAUCCCGCUCGCCGUCAUCCUGGCCAUGUACUGCCGCGUUUACAUCGUGGCCAAGAGGACCACGAAGAACCUGGAGGCGGGCGUGAUGCGGGAGAGGAUGAACACCAGCGAGCUGACCCUCAGGAUCCACAAGGGCUCUCAGGUGCACGAGGACCCCGGCGCACCGGGCACCGGAAAAGGCCGUGCGCACCAGGCCAGGAGCUCCCUCACUGUGAAGCUCCUGAAAUUUUCCCGGGAGAAGAAGGCAGCUAAAACUUUGGGAGUUGUGGUCGGAAUGUUCGUCCUAUGUUGGCUGCCUUUCUUUCUGGCCCUGCCUAUAGGGUCCUUUAAUGUGCAUCUGCGGCCACCUGAGACCCUCUUCAAAGUCAUCUUCUGGCUGGGCUACUUCAACAGCUGCCUGAAUCCCAUUAUCUACCCCUGUUACAGCCGCGAGUUCAAGCUGGCCUUCAUCCGGAUCCUGAGGUGCCACUGCCAUCAGCAGAAACGCCCCGGCUGGAGAACCUACAACUACCGCUCCUCCACCUUCCGCUCCUCCGGAAACUCACGGAAGAGUUCGACGGAUCACACCUCCAGCUGGCUGAACGGGAGUCAGCGCACCCUGCCGUCCUCUGCCAGCCCCAGCCCCAGCUUCCUGAGCAAGGGCCUCCCUCCGUGCCCGGAGGGGGAAACAUUGUACAUUUGGGGAGCCACCACCUCAGCGCCCUCCACGCCCAACCUGCUGCCCGGCAGCCCCGCAGACUGCGAACAGGGAGGCGUGAGAGGGGACAGCAGAGAGGGGAAACGGGCAGAGGGGACCGCUGGGGGGGUGUUUUCUUUCUCCUUUGGGAACAUUAAAGACAAGCGAGGGCUCAACAGGGACAUCAUCAUGCCUGAUGAGAAGGUGUGACUGCAGGCAGCUUCUGAUUUACAGAUUAGCGGAGUACAGACUUUGUAGGUUUCACUGUACAUGGUUUGUGUUGCUUCAUCCGUUAGUGGCAUGUCUUCAGUGAUUGGUGUGAGGAGCUGAUCUGCUCAUUUACUUCAUUUCCGUGUUUGCAGUUGGUGAAAGGUUUCUCUCAGUGAGCAGUGACCACUAAGAUGUUCAAAUAUUCCCGUUUUUAUGCCCUGUUGGGAUCAAAAAGAGAACUGCAUGUUGUUUUAGAUGUACUUUGGAGAAACCCAAGCUAAAUCAUUUCGAACACUUUUAGCUUUGACUCGUCAUGUUUCCUGUAAAAAAAAAAGAAAGACUGAACCUGAUUUGUAAAAUCAAAGCAACCUCUUGUAAAACAAAGAGCGACCAGGCAUUUGACGACCUUUCUGUUGCAGUUGUCUGAUAUUGUGGUAUUUUGUGAAAAUAAAAUAUUGUAUGUAUUUUUCUGCUUUGCGCACAAUCUUCAAAUAUAUUGUGUGUGAUUGUAGAAAUGUGAUGGAAAAAAUAAAAUAUAAAAUUCCAA